CGCGAACACAUCAGGUUCAACGGAGGCGCAGCAGGCCAGUCAGCUGCCUGGCGCAUAGCCAUGACACUUGCUGAUAGGGCGAGAAGACAUGACUCUGCAGCGGUAUAAGCAGCAACUCCCUCCGUUCCACUCCCGGCCAUUUGUGUUGCACAGGCACUCCCGCGGGGCAGUUUGGGGCUUCACCGCAUCUUCCACAAGCAUCACGUCCGCACACUGAGCUGAAUGCCCGUCUCUGUGAGCGCAGCGUUGCCGACCAUUGUCGCAUCUUUUUGGCAAAAUGACCUUGGAGCCCAAAGAAAACAGAGAGGCGCACGAAGAGCAUGCAGCGAAUCUAGCGCAUGCGGACGCUGCACAUAGGGAAGCUUACGAUUACUGGGGCUAUCUGUUCAAGAAGGACAAGUGCGGAACGCCAUUGCUGGACCGCCUCCUCAAGGGCAUUGCAGAGGUUAUUAGCAAGAAGUUCGACCCAAGCGACUCGCCCGACCUUACGCCUUCGCAGCUGGCAGCUUGGUACCGCCAUGUCGGCGGGGACUACAAUCUUCUCUUCACAGACACGCCUCCCUCGUCCAUUGCCUUUAUUUACCGCUCGCUCGGCGCAUUUCACAGUCUACAGCCCGCGCCAAGUGACGACGGGUACGGGAGUCCUACUAUACCCGCACUGAAGAAGCAAGGAUUUGUGACAUGGCAGACGAUACAGUUGCUGCUUGGGCCAGAAGAGCAUGUGCCGUUUCUCCAAAAGGCGGUAGAAAAGGACGACGUCAUCGAUCCAGAGACAGGCAAUGCAUUUCCCAAGAUCCUGCCCAAGGAAUGCUUUCCAGAGAGGCCCGACGAUGCCAUGGAAACAUGGUAUCAGGGCGUCGCUGCCAGACUUAGGCGGGAGGCAGAGGAAGAGGCGAAUGGCGCACGUGUAGCCGACGAGCCUAGACCGCGCAUCUCCACGGAUAUGUCUGGGGAGGGCACGUCUGCGGACGAGAAACAUGGCGCGUUCAGGUACUUUGAGGACCCCAUGUAUCGCAGAAGUAGGCCACGGCCGAGCUUCAUGCGGCACGUUUCGAAGCAAGCGGCGCGCCCUGUGGAAGACCAUGGGAGGGCUGUCGCUUCGAGAGUUAGGCAUAUGCUGAACCCUUUCGGCAGCAGGAAAAAGAACAUGCCAGGACGCUACGAAAACGACAGCCUUUCAGACGACGAAGAUGCUACCCCCAUUGCCGCUGCUCCUCCCCAGGCGCUUCGCUAUCCUUCGCACAAGCGCCCUCACCCGCAGCGACGAGAUGACUCCCUAUCCACGACCGACUCGGACUCGGAUUCGGAUCGUCCACCUUCACGACGGCAUACGCCUCCACUGCGACAUCGCAGAUCCCACGAAACACCCACCUCGCCCCUCGAGUACUUCCCCGCCUACUAUGAGGGACCGCGGCGCUACUCGCACCAGCCUGAUGCCAACAUCAGAGCAGAGGGCAGGGGCUCCAAAGCUACUUCUCCUCUGCCAGUCUAUGGGCCCACUCAAUCGCCCAUGUUUGCAACCCAUGUUGCGCAACUCGAAGCGCGAAACUACUACGACCGCAGGCCUAGCAUGCCACCAAGACCAAGCUACCGCCCUGUUCCACAGAAUGUGAAAUGGGGGUCUCCUUCUGUGCCCGUCGGCCCUUCAAGAGAAGGCGAAGCCCCUUAUACUCGAGAUGACGGCCGUGAGCGCGAGCGACGACGCAGCGACCGAGACCGCGAAGGCCGUGCAGUUUCGCAUGAUGUGGGAGGCAGUAGUCGAGCGCGCCGCCGGCGAUCCACAGAGGACGCUGCGUACCCACGUGAGCGCGAGCGUGACAAUGCUCGAACGCGAAGCCACGACCGCGUUAAAGACGAAUGGGAUGAGCGAAUCGGCAGCCGCGAGAGGGACAGGUCGAGAGACGAUAGCAGGUCGAGAGAUCGGGAGAGAGAUAGAGACCGGGACCGUAGGGGGGCACACAGGUAUGUGGGGCAGCUUGUGCAGUUCUUGAAGGGGUUUUGA
This is a messenger RNA of Cucurbitaria berberidis CBS 394.84, 2002 nucleotides long. RefSeq lists its product as uncharacterized. The record is from RefSeq and is a predicted model, not a curated record. Lineage: Eukaryota; Fungi; Ascomycota; Dothideomycetes; Pleosporales; Cucurbitariaceae. Bases 278 to 2002 code for a protein of 574 amino acids. The transcript has 3 exons.